This is a messenger RNA of Lodderomyces margitis, 2772 nucleotides long. RefSeq names its product guanine nucleotide exchange factor. Gene Ontology annotation, molecular function: guanyl-nucleotide exchange factor activity; ubiquitin binding; small GTPase binding. The record is from RefSeq and is a predicted model, not a curated record. Gene Ontology annotation, cellular component: endocytic vesicle; cytosol. Lineage: Eukaryota; Fungi; Ascomycota; Pichiomycetes; Serinales; Debaryomycetaceae. Gene Ontology annotation, biological process: vesicle-mediated transport. The transcript has a single exon. The coding region runs from base 1 to 2772 and encodes 923 amino acids.
AUGUCCUUCAAUAACCUUGCGUUUAGCGUUUCAAAAUCAACGCCAACCACAUCUACCAGCAACACAAACACUACGUUUUCAAAGGCAACUAUAUCGUCAUCCAAGGAUAAUAAUAAUAAUAAUAACAACACUGACUCCCCGGUCUUGCAAACAUCCUCAUCUGAUGGCAACAAAACGGAACAUACAGGACUGCUAGCACCUUUGGAGGAAAAUACAAAGUUGCAAACAUCACUGUCAACCAAGCAACCCCAAAAUGAAUCUGCACUUUUCCAAAGUGAGCCGGAGGGCCACACUGUUGAUCAUUUACCAUUUAAAGCUUCACCAUCGAGCUCAAAAUUAGGCCUCAGCCCAACCCUUAUUGCACCAGCCGUUGUCACCAUUGACAAUGAAGCAAAUAAUAUACAAACUAAGGGCAAGUCAAAGACAGAUUUAAUAGGACUAUUCGAUAAAUUCGACAUCAAGGGCGACCGAGUUAACCAACUGGCUACCACUGGCAAAUCGAGAGCUCUGGAAGAUUUGAUCAGCUUGGGUACAGAAGAAGUUGCGUCAGAGAAGAAAGCAAUUGAAGACGAACAGGAUACCGAAGACAAGCUUGAGAAAAUGGAGCUGGAUGAUGGUGAUAUUAGCAAGGAGACAAUCUCUACAGCAGAAAAGGAUAAGCAAAAGCCAGUACAAACUUCUGAAAAAAUAAGUAAUACAGCACAUUUAAUGAUGACCAUACAGCCUUAUUUUCCUCCUGAAGAAUCAUCCCUGACGUCACCGUUGAAUGUUGAUGAUAGUCACAGUGAAAAGAAAGUGGACAGUAGUGGUGAACAAAAGGAUAAGAAAGAGACUACAAAAGCAACAGUUGCAACUAACGCAGACAACAGUGACACCAAAGAAGAUACAAGAGAAGCCACUGACGACGACGAGUUGGGAAUUAAUCGAAAGCAAAAUAGUCAUCAGCAAGAUAACCAGCCAUCAGAUAAAGGUAAUUCAUUAGACGAGGCUUCAACUCAAAUGCAUCAACAGAUUGAAAAGCAUCAUUCUGAUGUUGAAUCGCGUGAUAGCUUGUCAACGGGUUAUGAAGAGAGCAAAAAAUGCAACACCGAUAUAACAGCUAGUGAUACUGCUUCAUAUGCCAGCAAUGCUUCUUUAACUUCGCAAUUACCUUCAUCUACUGCUUCGCCUUCUAAAACACCCUUGGGUGAUAUUACUGGAAAUGAAACUGAAUGUAAAGGAAUCGAUGACAUAAAGAUUGACACAAAGGACCUAGGAUCUUCUCAGUCUGAGGGCCCUGUUGGAAAGUCACAUUUAAAUAUAAAGUACAAGGUAAAUCCCACUGAGCAACACCAAGAGUCUCACAAAGCAUUUGAUUUCCAAACAUUCUUGAUGCAGUUACGGAAAAAGUCAGCAGAUCCCAUUGUUCGCUAUUUAAGAUCAUUUCUUGGUUCUUAUAUAAAGCAGGUAAACACGUUUUCUGCUGAACAGAGAAUUUCGAUAAUUGACGACUUCAAAAGCUUUAUAAACGAAAAAUUCAAAAUCUACGAACCUUUUGCUUCAAUGGAUAGUAUAGAUUUGGAAAACUCGCGCGAAGGAUUGGAAAAGCUUUUAAUGAAUCGACUUUAUGAUUUAUGUUUUCCCCCAGAAGUUUUAAAGAACGCCUCACCAAUGCACAUUCCAGUACCUUAUACCGAAGAUUUAAUCCAAGACAAAAACUUUUCUACGCAAUUGGAAAAAUACAGCUGGAUAAAUGGGUUGCACUUUGAUAUUGACAUGACACACUUGAGCUCGGUAAGUUUGAAGGACGGUCAGGACUUUUUGGACUAUGCAACUACGGAGUUGAACAAGAUCAACAACUAUCGUGCCCCAAGAGAUAAAAUUAUAUGCAUUUUGAACUCUUGCAAGAUUAUCUUCAGCUACUUAAAAAUUAGUAACAAGGAGACUAAUGCAGACUCAUUCAUCCCGUUGUUAAUCUUGGUGAUCAUCAAGGCCAAAACAGAGCAUUUGAUAAGUAAUAUCCAUUAUAUUGAAAGUUUUCGAGGAAAGGAAUGGCUUUCACAUGGUGAAACAAGCUACUACCUUUCUUCGAUUCAAGGUGCGAUCACCUUUAUUCAAAAUAUGACCAAAGAUGACUUGACAAUUACCGAUGAAGAGUAUGAGGCGCAUAUGGAAGCAUGGGAAGCACAGAACAAAUUAAGAGAAAAGCAAGAGAAAGAGGAAUUGGAAAGACUUCAAAAGAUUGAAUUGAAGCGACAAGAACUCCAGCAACAGCGUGAAGAGUCAGAUCAAAAACCCCCCACCCCAAAACGCAAACUAUCGCAACCUCAACCACGUCAUAUACAUGCCGGUUCUUUUGAAAAUGAUGAAAUGUCACAAACAGGGAAUAACUUGUCUCCUUCAAACGUAUUAUUCUCGAGUGCCGAAAUGUUGACCAAGUCUAUUUCUCAAUUCUUGUCGCCACUGCCGCAAAACUCAAAUCCCCGCGAAACCAGUGCGCUGGGCAGAAGAGAUGACACUUUAUCUCCCCCACCUCCUGCCUUGCCCCCAAGAAAGCCACUGCAUUCUUUACCCCAUGCAGCUCCUAAUGCUGGCCACAGUAAUGGCCAAUACCAACCUGAGACACCCACCGAUGAAGAAAUAGACUCGGAGCAAAUGAAGGCGGCAUAUGAUAUUCUUAAAGAUGUCUUUCCUACAUUGGACACUAAUAUUUUAAAGGAUGUUAUUUUUAUAAACAAGGGUGAUGUUGAAGUGUGCAUUGAUGCAUGCUUACCUUUGGUUGAGGAUGAAUAG